Messenger RNA from Daldinia loculata, 2309 nucleotides. RefSeq names its product oxidase/Diels-Alderase. Bases 432 to 1994 code for a protein of 520 amino acids. The record is from RefSeq and is a predicted model, not a curated record. Gene Ontology annotation, molecular function: FAD binding. The transcript has 2 exons. NCBI's taxonomy places the organism in Eukaryota, Fungi, Ascomycota, Sordariomycetes, Xylariales, Hypoxylaceae.
AACCACGCGAAGGAUCUAUGCAAAGUCCAUCUUACUACUCUGGCUUCUCGCGUGGAGCGGAAGCGUCCGCGGCGAACCUAACCGUCGCCAUGAGGCUCGUACGAUCCGGGUCCGAAGGAGUGAGAGAGCGCUGGCGUGGCUGCGCGAUACCUACCUAGCUCAUUUUCUAUCUACCUAUUCUAAGAGGCGUAAUUCCGGGGCCAUGAGGGUCCAUGAUAUUAGCAAUCUCAGAAGUAGCCCGUAUAAGUAUGGACGUCACCGUAGCACGGCUUGUAGAUUUGGAAGAAGAGAAGCAUAGAGUUCGGUUUCCUCAGUCUCUUUCCUCCUAGUUUCUUUUCAUAGUCUAUUUCCUCAUAGUCUAUUUUCCUCAUCGUCUUUCAUAUAGUCGAUCUUUUAUUCCCUUACCAUUUCUCUCUUGUCAUCAUUUCACCAUGCGCGUGUCUUGGCUUCCUCUCUUGGGUUUACCCCUUAUUCCCUCAGUAUUGGCUGCUCCCAAUCCGGCAGCGGUCGAUAGCUUCUUGCAAUCUAUCGACGUAAACCCAAACUCGGUACCUGCGAGCUUCAAGAGCCGGAGCGGUAUUGACUUCACCUGCGCCGUCCUCUCCAUUCUCGGCAACAACGGUAGCAGCAGCGGCAAUGAGACUCAAUACGUCGCUCGCUCGAACAGCGAUCUUUACACUCAGGAGGCACACGCUCAUUGGUCGGCAACGGCAUGGAAGUCUCCUUCUUGCAUCUUCUCACCUAACAACCUCCAAGAUCUAAGACGCGCCGUUCUUCUCGCUGGUUUCACAAACACCAAAUUUGCCGUCCGCAGCGGUGGUCACUCGCCUCUUUCCAACUGGGCCAGCAUCGACGGUAGCCUGCUGAUUUCUAUGACUAACAUUAACGAUUUGGAAUACGAUGAGGCUACUCAAACCCAGCGAUCUGGAAUGGGCAACCGCUGGGGCGCCGUCUACGGGCAUCUUGUUCCUUACGGACGGAUCGUUGUCGGUGGCCGUCUAAACGUAGUCGGACUUGGCUUAUCCACGGGAGGCGGUCUCUCUCACUUCUCAAACGAAUGGGGAUGGGUUGGUCAGAACGUUGUUGCAUACGAAGUCAUGCUUUCCAACGGUUCUCACGUCAAGGCCAGCGCUACCGAGAACCCGGACCUGUACUAUGCCAUCAAGGCCGGAUCCAACAACUUUGGUAUUAUCACUCACAUCGUCCAGCGCACUUACCCCAUGGGCAAGAUCUGGGGUGGUCUCGUUCAGUUCCCUGGUAACUCCUCGAAGCAGUUCAUGGCUGCUAUGGCUGAGUACCAGGCUAAGGGCCAACUUGACACCAAGUCUGCCAUCCUCCCUUACAUCGGCAUCAACAACGACACCAUCAUCGCUACCUUUGUAUACUUAGAUGGUGUAGUCCGUCCUGAUGCUUUCAAGCCUUUCUUCGAGAUCCCCGUUAUCGCAGACUAUACCCAGGUUUUCGACAGCUUCUACCAGUUUGCCCAAGUCGACCUCCCCUACGCGGUACCCAGGUGGACUUACGCUGCCACGACCCUAGCCUUUGACAACAGCAGCAAGGAGACCUACGAAGGAUUGAUCGACGUGUUCUCUCAAUUCACGUCGCGCAUCCAGAAGGUUACCGGUGGUUCCUUUGCCCCUAUGGUUCAGCCCAUCUCCAAGAGCAUGGUUGACAAGUCGCGAGCCCUUGGCGAGGAUCCCAUGAACGUGGAGGCCAAGGCGCAACUAUGGGUCGGUAUCAACAUUGGUUGGUCGUUGGAGAAGGACGAUGCAGCUGUCUACAAGAUCCUCCAGGACAGUUUGGCGGCAGUAGAGAGCUACACCAAGGCCCGCAAUGUUCACCUGCCUUUCGUCUUCCUAAACGACGCCUGGGCUGGACAGAAGCCUUUCGUCAGCUACGGGCAGCAGUCCCACAACAAGCUCAAGGCCGCCAGCACGAAGUACGACAGAAGCCAGAUGUUCCAGCGUCUGGUCACGGGCGGAUUCAAGCUAUAGUCGAUAGAUCAUCUCUACUUGGCUACCACUUCUGGAUAACGAUUUUUUUUUAUAGAUUACUGUUGGGAUAUAGAUGGGUGCAUAACCUUGUAAAGUAGCUGUAUAGACAGAAAGGGAUCGCAUCGAGUGUUGGGCGUUGUACAAGGCGAUGAGGGGUCAUUUCUUUUUGGCUACUAUUCGAUUCGUUACGAUAAGAUAUUAUCAGAUUAGUCAACCCUGUCAGGUGACCUGAAAACUCUGUAUUCUAUAUAAUUACACGCGUUUUAUACGCUUUUACGAUUUUUACAAUAUAUAAUUAAAUUAUUAAUAAUUAUA